CACUCUUUGCACUCGAAAUAGGAAUGCAAUCGAAAGUUAGAGAGAGAAAGAAGAAAGGAAAGGUAUAGGAGAAUAUAGUGCAGAAAAUAUAUCUAUUCUUUUGACUAGUUUGCUAGUUUCCAAUCGUCGUGCCUCAUCGUCGGCGCGUGCCUCCUCGAAUUUUAUCGAUUCUAAUUAGCGAUCUUUUAGCAAUAAUCGCAAAGUAAAUCUAAUCUCUCAUCGUCCCGUGACAUUCGGUGCAGUUUUCGCAACGAUUGCGUCAAUGCGGAGAGUAACACAUACAAAGAAUCACCGGGAGAAGUGAGUCAUCCAUGACGAAAUAAAAGUUUAGAUCCACGACGUAUACGUAUAACAUAUAUGUGGGAGAGUGAAAGAGGGAGAGAGAGGGAGAGACGCGGAAGACAUAGUCGAUGUGACGCGUCACAACUCGCGUCACAUCGGUAGGCAUUUCGGCGUCGCGGGACGAACCUGUGCAUCGCGCCGCAAGAGUCCCUUUCGCUUUCGCCGAAUCGUUCGAUUCGCGCGACGGAACGGGAGGGGUAGCGCGCGGGACACGAGGUCGCUCGAUCUUAGUGCUCCGGAUAAAAAGCCGGUCACUGAGAGGAGGUAAGGUGCGAGGACGGUAGUCCGCGAGUCGUCGGGCGCGCUAGUGUCAAUAGAAAAGUGUCAAUGCUACGAACCGUACGCGCGGCGAGAAGUGACAGAUUCGGUGUGACUGUCGGCGAAGCUGGCCGCGCGUCAUCGUCGAGCGCUCAGUGCGAAGUAAAAUUGAUCAUUGACGACGAUGCGGCCCGACGUUGCCGCCUUAGGUGUAUCAAGCGAAGCUCUGUUUAUUCGACGGAAGACGGAAUCGCAUCCGGUCGACACAGAGCAAAGUCGCUGCGGUGCAGCCGCUGCCGCCGCCGCCGCUGCGGACGGGGCACGCAGUUGACGCGCUCGUUGGCGCGUGUGUCACGGCGAGGUUAUUGCAGUCGGAGCGGUCGACGGCGAUAAGAGGCGAGCGGGCGCGCAACGUCGUACGGUCCGUUUAAAGGCGUGAAUGCGUUGCACGGGGCGAGUACGUUGCCGCCGUCGCCGCCGUCGUCGUCGUCGCCGUCGCCGCCGCCGUCGUGAGGAAACGCCGAGCAAUGGCCGAGCGUCAGUAGGGCGAAUCGCCCGACGUGAGCAGCCUACUAUUGCGUCGAGCAGUACCGUCGAGGACUACCGAUGAUGCGCCCGCACGUGGACGUCCGGUCGCGGCGUGGUUUAACAGACAGAAAGCGGAAUAAGGAGGGUGUAGAAGAGAGUGCCGCCGGUUCGGGCACGCCGGCACGCUAGGAUCGCGCGGCGGCCUAUAAAAAGCUACCGGCUCCUUUCCCUCCUGGAAAAUGAACUCCAUGUUAUACACUAGUUACGGGUGCGCGAUAUUCUGCAUGAUAUUUUGGUCGGGCAUGUGGGUGGUGCACGUGCUGGCGUUGAUCGCCGGCCGUUGGAAGCUGCAUCGCAAGAUGAACCAGGCGCCGACCUACGAGACACCCCUGCCGGCCGUUUCCGUGAUAAAGCCGCUGAUGGGGGUUGAUCCGAAUCUGUUCGGCAAUCUCGAGACUUUCUUUACGAUGGAAUAUCCGCGUUAUGAAUUGUUGUUUUGUGUAGAGGACGAUUCCGAUCCCGUGUUGAUGCUGGUGCGCAAGCUCAUCGAGAAGUAUCCGGAGGUCGACGCCAGACUCUUCGUCGGCGGCUGUCACGUGGGGGUGAAUCCCAAGAUCAACAAUAUGCAGCCGGCGUACGAGGCCGCCAAGUAUGAGUUUGUGUUGAUCAGCGACAGCGGUAUACGGAUGAAGGAGGACACUCUGCUCGACAUGGCGCAUCACAUGACGGACAAGGUGGCACUGGUCCAUCAGAUGCCGUUCACUUACGACCGCGAGGGCUUCGCCGCCGCGUACGAGAAGAUCUUUUUCGGCACCGUGCAGUCGCGGAUGUACCUCGCCGCGGAUCUCCUCAAGAUAAACUGCCACACCGGCAUGUCGGCGUUGCUGAGGAAGUGCACGCUCGACGAGGUCGGCGGCCUCAAGGCGUUCGGCAUCUACCUCGCGGAGGACUUUUUCUACGCCAAGGCGCUGACGGAUCGCGGCUGGCGCAUCACCGUCUCCUCGCAGCCGGCGUUGCAGAACAGCGGCCACUGCGAUGUCUACACCUUCCAGGCGAGGCUGCGACGCUGGGCGAAGCUCAGGGUGGCGAUGCUGCCAACCACGAUUGUUUUCGAACCGCUGAGCGAGUGUGGUGUCCUAGGCUUGUGCGCCUCUUGGUCGGCUAACGAGUUGUUCGAGUGGAACUUUUUAGUUUUUUUUCUUGUGCAUAUGCUCUUGUGGUUUAUGUGCGACUGGACGCUGUUGUGCACUGUGCAGAACGGCCCGCUGCCCUUCAGCAAACUCGAUUUUGUGUGUGGCUGGCUGCUCAGCGAAAUAUCGAGACCGUAUCUAUUUUUCCAGGCUGUCCUGGAUCCACUCAUACAGUGGCGUUCGCGCGUUUACAAGCUCAAGUGGGGCGGCGUCGCGGAAGAAGUUAAGGCGAAAGUCAAAUAUUGAGAAAAAUUCAAUUUCAUAUGUGUGCGAAUGCGUGCGUGAGUGCGUGAGCAUGAGUCAAGCUAGGUAAAUCUCAUUUUUUAACUGAUAAACUGGUAAAGUGUACACAAGGUGCUCCUGUUAUCGCGGCGUAUCUCUCUUUUACGUAAAGCUAAUUUUUUUCAUACAGCAAUAUCUUUUUAAUUUACAAUCGAUUAAAGAGAUAAAAAAGAUCAAUUUUUAUCAGAGUCAAGUAGCUAAAUAAAUAAUGAGAGUGUGUUUCACUGUAUUUCGUUGUUAAGUGAAAGGUGUACACGAGGUGUUUCGGCGUUAUCGCGGCGUAUCUCUUUUUCGCAGAGCUAAUUUUUUUUUAAUAUCUUUUUAAUUUUUAUUUGACAAUGAGUAAAGAGAUAAAUUUUUAUCAAGCCGAGUCAAGCGGUUAAGUGUAAGUAACUGAAUUAAGUGUAAUGAACUGAGUAUUUUUCAUUGUUUAAUUUACUAUUUGAUUUUGAAAUGUAAUAGUUCAAAUGUUGAACUAUACUUAGUAAAACUCGCCAUUAUUAGAAUCACUUCAUAUUUUGACAUGGAGUUUGUACUACAGGGUGUCUACGUGGGAAGUUGCUAAUUAGCUGUAAUUUUUAAAUGCACAUAGGAAAGAAAAGAAGUAAAAUAUCUUAACAGGGGAUAUUUUGCAGUUUUACUUAU
Linepithema humile (Argentine ant) is the source of this 3245-nucleotide messenger RNA. The record is from RefSeq and is a predicted model, not a curated record. NCBI's taxonomy places the organism in Eukaryota, Metazoa, Arthropoda, Insecta, Hymenoptera, Formicidae.